AUGACAGAACAUACAACAACACAUGAAGACAAGGAUGCCACCGCAUUCUUUGAAGAAGUUGAAAAAGAAAAGAAGAAUGAUUAUGAGACAUGCAGUGCAUCUCAGGCAUUUGAUGCCGUAUUCCAAUGUUACACGCUCGGAUCACAGGCCAUCAACUAUUAUCGAUAUGGCACAAAAAAGGAUUGUUCUGGAAAAUGGGAUGAUUUCAAGUUUUGUCUCAAAACAAAGACCAAAUCCUCUGAAAUUGCAGAUGCCAUGAUCAAAGAGCAUCAAGCAGCCAAAGAAAGUCUAAAGAAGAGAGGACGCAACUCGGAAGAGGUCUGGGAGGCUAGACAGUAG
Molecule: messenger RNA, 339 nt
Organism: Mucor velutinosus
Lineage: Eukaryota; Fungi; Mucoromycota; Mucoromycetes; Mucorales; Mucoraceae
Product: Diphthamide biosynthesis protein 3
Exons: 3
Coding region: 1-339 (112 amino acids)
Source: RefSeq, a predicted model, not a curated record